Messenger RNA from Xylaria bambusicola, 1366 nucleotides. RefSeq lists its product as uncharacterized. NCBI's taxonomy places the organism in Eukaryota, Fungi, Ascomycota, Sordariomycetes, Xylariales, Xylariaceae. The record is from RefSeq and is a predicted model, not a curated record. The coding region runs from base 371 to 1228 and encodes 285 amino acids. The transcript has 2 exons.
CGACAGUCCACUGGCUGCUUAUGGUAGCGAAAUCCAAUAUAUCAAUAUGCGAACCAGCUGGAUACUUCAAAGUAGGACAUUUUAUGCUCGUUUUUGCUCAGAAGUCAUCUCUUCGAACGACACGUAGCUGAAAUAGAGUAUGGUACGCUUGAGUAACCUAGUCAAUGAGACCUUGAAUAGACCUAGAUUUAGCUAACCGUACCUGACCUCACCAUACCUAACAGCGGUGAUUUAGACAAGGAAUCUUGCAUUACUUACACUCUAGGCAAUAUACAAUAUUGAUCCAUAAUGAACUCAACUCAAGGCAACAGAAUUUUCAUGGCGUCUAUAUAAUCUGCGUGUAAACCCAUAUCCUCAAGUUUUAGCUGUCAUGAUUACCCUCAUUCGUUCGGCGAUAUUUGCCGCACCCUUUCUUGUCUUAGAAGGCGCAUGUCAACGUCCUACGUCGACGACGACCACUGUAAUCCCUUGGACCGGGACAUAUACCGCUUCAACCACCUUUACGCCCUGUACCGGCCCUGCUACCGUUUUCAUCGAAACCCCUAUAGACACCACGACGUGCCCGCCAGCUCCCACUCCAACCCGGCCAGCCCCUUGCGAAACUUACCCAGAUUGUGUUGCCAGUGGACUUAACAUCGAGUACUACGCGAAUCCUGUUGGUGGUUUCGGAACUGGCAACACGCCCCCGUCUUUCUAUAUCACAGAAGGUCUUUCACCAUUAGACUCUUCUCUGACAAAUGUCACAUUCUUCCCUCAAGACAUGCCCCCUGAUGAUAGAAACGGUUGGACACGCGAGACUAACGGCGGCAUCAUCGUGAACGCGAACAACUUCGCCUUAGUCUAUUACGGCUUCUACCGUGCACCAAGAACGGGUGUGUUCACAAUCUGUACCUCUUCAGAUAAUGAGAAUGAUGUGUUCUUCGGGCGAGGAAGCGCUUUCAGCUGCGACAACGGAAAACCAUCACCAGAUGCCAAGCCGCUCCAGGUCAGCAGAGGCGGCUCCUAUGUCAACCCCAUUACAUGCACCGAUGUGUAUCUCGUUGGAGGACGGUACUAUCCAGUCAGAAACGUCAUGGGCAACUACGGGGGCCCCUCUGCCUUUAACUUUACAAUUUGGGAGCCUGAAGUUCCCUUCGAAGACAGGAAGAAUGAUUUCACGGGCAACGUGUAUCCUCUCUCGUGUGGAUGGCUAUCCAACGCUAGGAGCAAAAACAUUACGAAAGCAUAGAUGUUAAUGUUGUAAUCACAAUAUAGAGAGUUAUAUAUGUACGAGGCCUUACGAGAAUCCCUCAAACAAGCAUGUUAAAUUAGUAUAAGAGUUGGUAGUAGUAGUGAGUGGUAUGUCAAUCAAAAGUUGUUUGAAAGG